Rana temporaria (common frog) is the source of this 2270-nucleotide messenger RNA. RefSeq names its product Y+L amino acid transporter 2-like. Bases 227 to 1681 code for a protein of 484 amino acids. Gene Ontology annotation, biological process: amino acid transmembrane transport. The transcript is spliced from 10 exons. The record is from RefSeq and is a predicted model, not a curated record. Lineage: Eukaryota; Metazoa; Chordata; Amphibia; Anura; Ranidae. Gene Ontology annotation, molecular function: basic amino acid transmembrane transporter activity; L-amino acid transmembrane transporter activity. Gene Ontology annotation, cellular component: membrane.
GUGGAGACCGGUCACACUAUUCAUAAAGUGGGCUUCAAUUCAAUUCUUUCAGUUCACGGAACUGCUUUACUUUAAAUAAUCACUGUGAAUUUGGCAGACAGGAAGGUCAGCUGCUCAUCACUAGAGGAUAGCCUUCUUCAGACACAGCUUUCCCUGCAUCAGAAGAACAUACUGCAGUCUGGGUGUGUUAUAGUUGUCUAUUGUGACAAAAACGCACAAUUUAAAAAUGAAGGGCAGCUCAGAAGAUAUUUCCACGGAUGUAGUGCAGCUGAAAAGGGAGAUGUCACUUCUCCAUGCAGUGAGCAUGGUUAUUGGGAACACCAUUGGAGCAGGAAUAUUUGUUUCAACAAAGGGAGUCCUUAUGUACAGCGGUUCUUAUGGAUUGUCACUCAUUAUCUGGGUGCUGGGAGGAAUAUUUUCAGUAAUUGGAUCGCUCUGCUAUGCUGAACUGGGAACAACAAUUACUAAGUCAGGCGGAAGUUACAUAUAUUUAAAGGAAUCAUUUGGAGGAUUUGUGGCCUUUUUAUAUCUAUGGAGCUCCAUGCUAAUAAUCUCUCCUGCCAGUGAAGCUAUUCUGGCUGUGACAUUUUCCCAGUACCUCACUCAGCCAUUCUUCCCAACAUGUACUCCUCCUCAGUCUGCAGUGUUCCUACUUUCUGCGGUAUGUGUGGUAUUGUUAACAGCAGUGAAUUGUGCAAAAGUGAAAUGGGGAGCCUGGCUUCAAGUAUUGUCCACAUUUGGCAAAGUCUUAGCUUUGGUUAUCAUCAUCAUCACAGGAAUUGUACGACUGUGCCAAGGUAGCACAUAUUAUUUGGAAAACUCAUUUGAAGGAUCAGUGACAAAUCUAGGCUCAUUAACUAUGGCUUUCUAUGCGGCGCUGUAUUCAUUUUCCGGCUGGGACUGUAUUAAUUAUGUAACAGAAGAAAUGAAGAACGUUAAGAGAAAUUUGCCAUUAUCAAUGGUGAUCUCUAUGCCACUGGUUACAGUAAUCUAUGUCAUGACAAACAUUGCAUACUACACAGAAUUAGACAUGGACACCAUUAUGGGCAGCAGUGCGGUGGCUGUGAUAUUUGCAGAAAGAGUCCUGGGAUAUAUAAAGUGGUUAAUCCCAAUAGCAGUGGCUAUAUCGUGUUGUGGUGGAUUAAAUUCGGUAGUCAUUUCUGGGUCCAGAUUGUUCUUUGUAGCAUCAAGAGAAGGACAGCUUCCUGAUUGUUUGUGUAUGAUUCACAUUCAUAGAUACACUCCUAUCCCUGCAUUACUUUUUAACGGGUUUAUGGCUCUUAUAUACCUUUGUGUGGAGGACGUCUUUCAGCUCAUUGAUUAUUUCAGUUUUAGUUACUGGUUUUUCCAAGGCUUGACAGUUGGAAGCCAAAUUUAUUUAAGAGUAAAGAGGCCAGAUAUACCUAGACCUGUAAAGCUGAGCUUGUUUUUCCCAGUGGUAUACUGUAUAUGCAGCGUGCUUCUGGUAGCCGUCCCGCUCUACAGCGAUCUUGUGGAUUCACUAGUUGGAGUUGCUGUUGUUCUUUCUGGGGCCCCUGUAUACUACCUGUGUAUCCACCUUUCUUCUGAAAAACAGCCAGUAUUUCUUCAGAAAUUCCUAGGUUUCAUUUCUUUGUACACACAGAAGAUAUGUAUGUGCUGUGCUGCCCAGUCAACAGAAGAAGGAGAGAAGUAUGAAUAGGCAAAUGCUGAAGGUGCCUAAUGACCAGAGGUGUAACUAGAACCUUCAGGGCUCUGGUGCAAAAAAAACAUAAAGGGACAUACUGACCCCUCCCCUCCACCUUCCAUCCAAAACCCCGGGCUUCCAGUUUUGGGAGGGCAUCCAUGGACAUCCCAUCCUCCCAGAAACCUGCUUUCAACAUGCCCAUUGGUGUAUGCAUCCAGCAAAUUAUGUGACUGCUUGUGUCCUUCAGACACUGCUGAUCACAGAUCACGGCAAAGGGCCAAUCACAACAGCCCUUUACCAUGUGAUCAGCCAAUCACUUGUAAAAAGACUUACUGGUUAUCGGCAGUCCUUUCCUCCCAUGCUGUGUCUGUGUGAGGAAAGGAGAGCCAUAAACCGGCAAGACUGUCAGUACAUUGUUUACACUAAUAAUCAGGGCACUGAUCAUCAAUGCAGCCCCAUCAGUGCCCAUCAUUGAUGUCUAUCAGUGCUCAUCAAUGCUGCCUUUUAGUGCCUAUCAGGGCAGCCUUUAAGUGAUGCCUAUCAGUGCCCAUCAGUGCAGCAUAUCAGUGCUGCCUAUCAGUGCUCAUCAAUGCCACCUAUCAGU